Molecule: messenger RNA, 1305 nt
Organism: Toxorhynchites rutilus septentrionalis
Lineage: Eukaryota; Metazoa; Arthropoda; Insecta; Diptera; Culicidae
Product: odorant receptor 45b-like
Exons: 7
Coding region: 1-1305 (434 amino acids)
Biological process (GO): detection of chemical stimulus involved in sensory perception of smell; sensory perception of smell
Cellular component (GO): plasma membrane
Molecular function (GO): odorant binding; olfactory receptor activity
Source: RefSeq, a predicted model, not a curated record
AUGAUAGUGACAGCGUCAGACUUUAUAAUUUUCGAUACCACAAGAACCGGUGGAUUAAGGUCGCUUAACGAAUCACGUGUCAUCAAUUUUGCAGACCAGUGUCACUACAUGAACAACGUAUUCCAUCGAACACUUCCGACGGAUCUGACAGUAAUGCCGUUUCUGCUCCGUAUGAUGAAAAUCGUCGGUCUUUGGGGAAAUGAAGAACAUCUCUAUUUGUUUGUGUUUGGCUGUUUUUGGAUUGUAUCUAUCAUCCUUUUUCCCAAAGCCGUUUUAGGAAUAGGAAGCGAUCGAUUCGAUGCAAUUGCCAAAGGAUGGUCCGAAUUCAUUUUCGAAGGCAACAUGCUUGUAUCGAUGGUAAUACUAUCCACCAAAAAGGAUAGAUUUAAUGAAUUAAUUAACUUACUAAUAGCAAUCAUUAAGCAUGUCACGCACGAGGGCCAUCCGAAAAAAUGCAUUGAAGAAAUUCGUAAGCAAAAUAGCACGAUAGACAAGUUUUCUAAAUUCUAUGCAAUUUAUUGUGCUUUUGGGCCAUUUGUUUUUUGCGUCCCAUCACUAAUUACCAGCUAUAUGCGGUAUUAUGAUAUUAGUGGUAAUAAUUCAACGGAGAUGCGAUUCGAACUUCCCAUGGAACAGAGAUUUUAUGGUAUGCGAAUUCGGACGAACUUUGUGCACUAUAAUAUUUUUGUUGUACUGUCCCUGAGUUCUUAUUGUUUCUGUGCGUUCUUUUUCCUCAUUAAAGUAGGCACGAUGAUAGCAAUGAUGAAAUAUUGUGCGUUAGUGUUUCGUUUGAUAAGUAUUGAAAUACAGGAGUUAAAUCAUAUCUCGGAACACAUUGUGAAAGUGCGCAAAAUAUCGCGAAUUGUUCGUCUCCAUAACAGAGCAUAUGAUGUAACACAGCUCGUGGAAGAUAUCAUGAACAUACCACUGAUGAUGCAACUCAUAUCCUGUAUGAUGUUCUGGUGCUUAACUUUAUUCUACGCAUCAACGAACUUCAACAUAUCACUGCUCAAUGUUAUGGUACUCUUCUUCCUGUCGCUGGUUGAAACCUACGGCUAUUGCUAUGUAGGAACAAAGGUGACUAGCGAAGCUGCUGCCGUUGGCGAAGCCAUUUACGAACUGCCUUGGUACAAAGAAUCCGUGGAGCUUCAGAACAGAUAUCGGUUCACUUUACAUCGCUCUCAGAGCAGGACUGGGAUUACGGCGGCAAAUUUUUUCAUCGUUGGACAUGAACAGUUCGGAAAGAUAACCCAAAUGUCCUACUCGUUCUAUUUGGUGCUGAAAAAUACUCUUCCUGCACUGUAA